AUGGUCGUUUUGACCUUCUCUACUCUUGCAUUGCAUGGUAAAUCAAUGGGUUCGAAAAAAACUCUAACCAAUGAAGGAAGUAAGGUUGGAGGUUUGUUCCCCUCCUCAUCACUUGAGGGAUACGCUGCAAAAGGCCGAGAUCCCAAGUGCAGUAUUAAUGGUAACAACAAUCAUGGUGGCAGCAAAGAUGAAGAUGAUGAUUUUGAUGAUGAGGAGGAGGAGGAAGAGGUGGAGAAUGAUGAAUCUGAAAGUGGAGAAAACUAUGAAGAUCUGGAUGAAGAAGAAAACGAUAACCCUCAGCAUCAAAAUAAAAAUGGGGACAGUUGGUAA
Molecule: messenger RNA, 330 nt
Organism: Dovyalis caffra
Lineage: Eukaryota; Viridiplantae; Streptophyta; Magnoliopsida; Malpighiales; Salicaceae
Source: the annotation of a GenBank genome assembly